Molecule: messenger RNA, 8558 nt
Organism: Habropoda laboriosa
Lineage: Eukaryota; Metazoa; Arthropoda; Insecta; Hymenoptera; Apidae
Gene: hyd
Product: E3 ubiquitin-protein ligase UBR5
Biological process (GO): DNA damage response; regulation of double-strand break repair; protein polyubiquitination
Cellular component (GO): nucleus
Molecular function (GO): ubiquitin binding; RNA binding; ubiquitin-protein transferase activity
Source: RefSeq, a predicted model, not a curated record
GUAACUCGUUGUUUCCUCAGAAACAUGGCUGAAUAUCGUUUCGAUGGUGUAGUGAAAUUGUGUGUACAGAAUUAUUAAAACGACAUCCUGGUUUGAAAUCACGUUCACGCGUUAAUAGAAUGACGUCGAUACAUUUUGCCGUGCAUCCGUUACCGGGAACAGACGAUCAGCUAAACGAUAGAUUGAAGGAAGUGGCAGAAAAGAUCAACAGAUAUGGAUUUGUAUCAUUACCAGCAUUUAGUGGAUUGAAGGUUACAGUAAAACGUAUUAUUGUUGGACCAACACAUAUUGCCCUUCUUACGGAAGACCAUAAAAUUUGUAGAGUUGCAUUUACAGUACUGUCAGACAGAUUGGAUUUAAGCAAAAAUGAACCAAAUAGGAACACAAAUAAAAGUCAUGUUGAGAACUCCAAUUCAGCGCCAAAUGGUGGUAGUAGUAGUGGAAGUGGAAGUAGAGCAGGAAUUAGAUCACGUGCAAGAAUCAUGCGUGGCAGUUCUGCCAUUCGUGGAGGUGGCAGUAGUGGAGGAAGUAGUAGUGGAGGUAGGAUAGGACCUCCAGGUGUAAUUAUGGGUGCAGGAAGUGGAAGCAGUUCACGUCCUAUUGCAUCAGUACCUGCGCCAUUUGUACCAGAAGACCUUAUUACACAGGCUCAAGUGGUAUUACAGGGAAAAAGUCGCAAUCUUAUUAUUAGGGAAUUACAGCGUACAAAUUUAGAUGUAAACUUAGCAGUAAAUAAUUUACUGUCACGAGAUGACGAAGAAGGUGACGAUGCCGAAGAUACAGCAGAUAGCUACGUCCCCGAAGAUCUCAUUUCAUUACUAGAUGGUGGAUUUAGCAAUGAACACUCUGUUAUAAUCGAUGCAGAUUCUAUGUUCCCCGAAGACAUGUUUGGAUAUACAGGAAUGAGAAAUCGAGGUAGCUCUUCACGGAGAAUAGGUAAUGAUAGAGAAGGUGAACGUACCUCUGAACGAGAUAGAGAUCGAGACAGUUUUAGCAGAUGGAGGGAUCGUCAGUAUUGUGGUCCACGACGUUGGCUAGAAACAGCACUUAAAGAUUCUUGGGACAAAGAUUCUGGUAAUCUAAAUUCUUUUAAAUUAUUUAUCAAUUUAGAAUGGUGGCAUGAACGCAGUAGCCGACCUGCUCCUCGUUUUGUACAAAUUGCUUCGCUUUAUAGUGAAUUAAUUGCUAUUUCUGCUGGAGGACAGUUGUAUCAGUGGAAGUGGUCUGAACCUGAACCAUACAGAGAUCCAGAUAAUCCGAAUAUACAUCAUCCGAAGUCUCCGUGGUUAGGAAUAACAACAGAGAAAAUAGUUAAUAUAUCUGCAACAGCAAUUCGAUGUUCCAUUAAUACAGAAAGUGGCAAGGUAGCUACAUGGCUUGAUGAAUUUCUGGGACAUGUUGCUUCUCGUCUUGAACAUCCAGCUCAAACUUUUACUGAAUUUACACUGGAUAAAAUAGUAUCCCUUCAUACUUGUGCUUUGUAUACUGUUGCUAGACUUGAAAGUGGUGCAUUAUAUUGGUGGGGUGUGUUGCCUUUUGCACAACGUAAAAAAUUAUGGGAAAAGUACAAGGCUAAGUCACGCAAAUACAGAUCAUCCACAGUAUCAUCAAAUGACAUUAGUUAUGGCACACAUGUUUGUAUGAAAAAUAGCCCUAUAUAUCAUCCUGGAGCAAUAGGAUUUACAAUUGCUAAUGGAACUCCAAAAGUAGGACAGUUACUAAGCGCAGCUUGGAAUUUAGAUGCAACUUACAGAUUUAAGAUAUUACCAGCUGGGACUCAUUUGCCUAGUACUAACGUGGAAAAACGUGAAACAAACGGGAAUAACGGAACAGGUACUAUUAAUAAGACGAAUCAUAAAGAAACUGCUGAUCGUCUUGAUAUGCCUCCACCACCUUCACCAGCUUCAAGUACAUGCAGUGAUACUGGCAGCAUCACGACAAGUCACAAGAGACAAAAGCGGGUUGCACCUCGAAAUGAAGGCGAACCGGAGCGAAAAGAUGAGGAGGAGUGGCAGUUGAAAGACGUUGUUUUUGUGGAAGAUGUUAAAACUGCACCCAUUGGAAAAGUUAUAAAAGUUGACGGUUGUUAUGUUGCUGUAAAAUUCUUCUCAAAAGAUUCAAAGGAAAAGGAAAUCAAGGAAAAGGACUUUAGUACAUCAGAUUUUAAGGAUUUAACAACGGAGGAGUUAAUUAAAUUGUUGGCGGAUUGUAGAUUGUUAAGAAAAGACGAGAUACAGGUAAUAAAAUCAUCCAUGAAUCCAAGAGCUCCUGAUUGUUUCCAACGAACUCCCAGAAGAGUAAAUAUCGUUGAAGGAUCAAGCGAUAGCAUUUUAACUAUUGCUACUGAUGGACAAGGAAUCCAUGCAAUAGUAAAAAAUGGAAACAAGUUAAGCUAUGUUGUGUAUAAUUUAAGUACUGGAAGAUACGUGCAAGACUGUUAUAUUCCAGCGGAUAUAUCAUCAUUCUUUGGUUUACAGCCCCAAAAUAUUAGUCUUACAAACGCAGGAGAGAGCAUCGAGUGCUCUAUGAUACUUAGAGAUGGAAAUAACACGAUUUAUCCACUAGCAAAAGAUUGUGCCGAUGCUAUUCGUGAUCCUAAUUGGUUAGAUUUAGUCCCGGUUCUAUGUAUUGGUGCUUCAACUAUUCCUAUACCAAACUGUUCGAAUUCGACUAACAUGAAAAAUCAAGUUGCUGUCGUUGCACUGGCAUUCGAUAAUCCUUUACUUAUGCCUCGUAUACUACGAUGCGACUAUGAGAGUGUUAAACAAGUGUUCUUCAAUCUGAUGCUGGAUCGUAAAAACAGUGCACCACAAAUUCAAACGAUACUAAUGGAACGUUGCGACGGUAAUCGUAAUAUUUUACACGCGUGUAUCAGUAUGUGCUCACCAACUUCGAAUAAAGAGAAUGAUCAAGGUAUUGAACGUGAAUUAGUUUCAAAUAUUGUUGAUGGGCCGUCUGCACCCAUUGAAGAGCCAAUUCCCACUCUUAGUUGGCCACCGGAAGCAUUCGAUAACACAUCAGGGGAAGAGGACAGCUUGCUUAGCAUUGGUGCUGCUAGUAUAUCGAUGAUGAAUAAAUCAGGCGUUGGAGCAACGUCGAAUAAUACUUAUAUCAUAGACUCUGUUGAAAGGAGAAACAACGCAUUGCUUAUAUUAAAAUAUAUGUGUGAAAGUAGCGUGCUAGCGCCUCAUCUAAAGGAAUUACUCACAGCAAAAGAUAUUCAGGGUCAGACACCGUUAAUGCUUGCGGUAUCAGUUCGUGCAUAUCAUGCAGCUCUCAUUUUACUAGACACCAUUCAGAGAGUUGGAAGAGACCAGAAAGAACGUUCUGCUAUGAUACUACCUGCAGAUGCUAAUCCAGAUUUAUCACCGUUGUUCGUCACUUGUUGUAACGACACUUGCAGUUUCACUUGGACUGGAACGCAACACAUCAACCAAGAUAUCUUUGAGUGUAAAACUUGCGGUUUAACUGGAUCUUUAUGCUGUUGCACAGAGUGUGCACGCGUCUGUCACAGAGGACACGACUGUAGGAUAAAGAUCACAUCUCCUACGGCUUACUGCGAUUGCUGGGAGAAAUGCAAAUGUCGUGCACUGAUCGCGGGUCAUCAAGGUGCUCGUUACGAACUUCUUUAUCGUCUCAUAGUACAUACUGAUCUUGUCACAAAGAUAAAUUCACGAGGAGAAAGCAUUUUACUAUUCCUGGUUCAGACCGUAGGAAGACAAUUAGUAGAACAACGACAAUGCCGUUCUGCGCUUAGACAACGCUCAACGUCUGCAAGUCGUAAGGGACCUUCAUCUGACGGUUUGGAUGUCGAUGUGGCAGAUAUGCCAGAUCACGAUUUAGAACCUCCUCGUUUUAGUCGAAAAGCUCUAGAAAGAUUGCUCAAUGAUUGGCCAGCAGUUCAGUGUAUGAUCAUGUCAGGAGUCUCUGUAAAUGGAAACGAUCAAUUAUUCGGUGAUCAAGGACAAUUGUGUCGUCAAAGUGGCACCGCAUUACUUGACAAAUUCACUCACUCGCUAUUAGUUAAGUGUAGUGCAGAGAUGCUCGAUAAUCUUCUUACCACACUGAUACGACAAUUACGAAAUGACACUGUACCUGGACGACACGAAGAAGCAAAUAACGUUGCACGCCGAUUUGUUCGAUCUGUGGCUCGAAUAUUCGUGAUCUUUACAAUAGAGAUGGCGCCAAAUGCGACAAAACGAAGAAGUACCAGCCAAGCUUUGCAGCCUCUGAUAAAAUGUCGUAAGGUUUUCCAAGCCCUGAUAAAAUUAGCCGUCGAAGAAUUAUGCGAAAUUGCUGAUUCAUUGAUAACACCCGUGAGAUUAGGUGUUGCUCGCCCAACGGCGCCAUUUACAUUAACCAGCUCGGCGAUGGAAGUGAUCAAUGGGUCGGAAGAAUUGUUCUCCAUAGAACCGUUAAUACCUCAAAGUGGUGUUACUUCUCAGACUCUGGAUGCUACUUUGCAAACGCAGCAAGGAAACAAUAAUAUAACUAUUGCCAGAGACAUUUCUACUCUGGAUGAAGCAGAAGGCGGUGAAGAAGUUCCUAUGGACGUGGAUGGUGACAUAAGUGAGCACGAAGAAUCUGGAGUUUCCGGGACUGUAGCUGGUCAACCACUAGGUGAGAUUGAUAGUAAUGGCGAAGGCGUAGGUGAAGAACAGGCAGGAGACGGUGAAUCCGAUACAGAGCUCGAUCUCUUGGCGGAAGCGGAAACCGAGUCAGAUUCGGACGAUAAUCACAGCAAUCAAGAUGCCGCGUCUGCUCAGCGCAGCGUGCAAACCGGUGCUACAGCAGGCUCUGACGGUGGGAUGGGAUCCAUUUUGUUGUUUCCGGAGGACGAGUCUGGUGAAUCCAGCCAACAGGAGGACGACGAGAGCGAAGCAGGAGAAACCGAUGAACAGGAUAAUGAAGAUUUUCAGAUUGGUGAUGAACAAUUGGAACGUCGAAGUGGUUCGUCUGGUCAUUUACACCGUAAUAGUCUUGCGCCCGUUACUAUGCAAUGGGCAAUACGUAAUCGUGAAUCAAGUAUGCGUACAACUGGAUUACGGGUAACAGGUGGCAGUAAUCUGGUUUUUAUUGACUCUUCAACUUUAAGACGUACUACUGCAACAUCUGCUGUUGCAGCUGCACAAGAACCCAUUAUUAUGGGUACUACUACCAGUUGUUUGGCACGUGCAUUUGGAAUUGUCAUUCGACAGAUUGCUGAUCUUUUAGUUAUGAUGCAAGAUUACAAAGCGUUACCGAUCUCUUUGCCGUGCCUAAUAGAGAUCACCCAUCAGGACGCAUUGAAUCUACAAGUAUAUCUCGAGGAACACUUAAAACCCACAUGGGAUUGGCUACUCACGGUAAUGGAUGCCACAGAAGCACAACUGAGAUUUGGUGUAUCUCUGACACGUAGUGCGGAUCCUACACAUCCAGAACACCCACUAAACAACGCUCCAUCGUUGUCUGGAGGCAAUUUCUCUGGCUUAUUGAAUACAGCUGCUUUGUCCUUGACAUUACAAUCUAAUACAGGUCGGAAUCAACGCGGUGGUAUCGCUACAAGCUCCAAUAUCUCCACUCCACAAGCUUCUACAAGACUCACCGUUGGUUUUGCAGGCGUUGGCGAACCGUCAAGAAACAGUAGAGAACGGGAAGGUGGCGAUAUAUACUUGGCAAGACGUGAAUUUUUGUCCUAUUGCCUGUCUUUAAUGCGUGCACACAACGCUGAACACAGGGAUAGUUUACCGGUAUUAGACGUUUCCGCUUUGAGACACGUAGCUUACGUUUUCGACGCUCUAGUAUAUUAUAUGCGUUCGUUGUCGGAACCAAUGUCGUCACGUGGAGAAACCCAGAAAGAAUCAUCUAACUAUUCAGGCUGGAAUGAUCAGGACGAGAAUGAUAAUGACGAGGGAGAAGAGUAUAGUUCACCGGUACCUACUACACUGGAAACAGAUUCCGUCGAUUACCCUGAUUUACUUCAGGUUCCUAUUUGCGGAUCAGGAAAUAAUAGUAACAGCACGUCGAAGGGAAGAAAGCAUCCCUUCUUACAAAGAUCAGAUUCUACUUUGUGUCUUGGUUGUCCUCCCCUUGAUCCAUUUGAUACUGCGGUGAUCGAGGCGUUGCCAUUAGCCGAUCAACCACAUUUACUGCAACCCCAUUCAAGACGAGAAGAUCUUUUCGGUAUACCAAAACAAUCCAAUCAGAAUCCAUUAGCCGGACUGCCCACGAGACUUAGUUUAUCUGCACGCGGUGGUGAUAAUCAAAACGCUCCUGCGCCGACAUUCAGCCAAAUUAUUCAGAGACCAGUAUUUACGUCGUCAGAGACGAGGCGCAACAGUUCUGUAACAGUUGGAGAUUCGACAUCUGCAAAGCAUAUGGAAAAGGCAAAAUCGUUUAAUCACACGAACGAUAAUCAUACACUUGUUGCGGAGCAAAUCGAUCGAGCUCCGAUUAUUGUUUCUACUAAUAAUCAAAAUGAUCAAGCAGCAGGAAGUACCAAAAAUAAUAAGGAUAUAUGUAAAACAAAUAGAAGUGUAAUUGUUAGAGCUGGAACUGUCUCGGAAUCAAGUUCGAAUAAAGCAGGUCCAUCGGACAUGAUGGUCGCGUCCAAUGAGACACAAAACGCGUCAGAAGAGAUGGAAUCGACCGGUUCAAGUCAAGAAACAUCUACAACUCAUGAAACAGUUGAAACGAGUCCAGUUUCAUCCAUUGGAACAAAUAUGUCACAUAACAUUUUAUUGGGCCGUUGGAGAUUAUCCCUUGAUCUAUUUGGACGAGUUUUCAUGGACGAUGUUGGACUAGAGACUGGCUCGGUUGUAUCUGAAUUAGGCGGUUUCGACGUGAAAGAAGCUAAAUUUCGCAGAAAUAUGGAGAAGCUUCGAAACGCGCAACAAAGAGACAUUAAUUUGUUCAAAGUCGAACGAGACAGAACACAGCUAUUAGUGCAAACGAUGAAAGAAUUAAACACACACUACAAUUUGUAUAAUAGGCGUGCCUCUAAUACACCACCAUUAGCAGUACAUCGAGUUAAAGUGACUUUCAAAGAUGAGCCUGGUGAAGGCACUGGAGUCACUAGGAGUUUUUACACCGCAAUAGCGGAGGCAUUACUCGCAAAUGAAAAACUGCCUAACCUGGAAGCAGCACAAGUGGGAUCAAAAUAUACACAAUAUAAUGUUCUUCAAAAACUAAAAAGUAGAGAUCGCGAUCGUGAUUUAAGGCGACAAAAUCCUCGAUCUUCUGGAAAGUGUCGAGAAACGCGUCGAGCACUAUCUUUUGAAGCUCGAGUUUUUCACCCAUCUAAUUCUGUCGAGGGAAACAGCAAUUCUGGAGCCAGUAGUUCGUCCUCCAAUUCUCAUCCGCUACCUGUUAGUCAUCCAAAUAAUGAUCACUUGACCAUGCAUCAACAACAACUUGGGGACAGGCUAUAUCCAAAAGUCUACACAUUGCAACCUGCAUUAGCUGCUAAAAUAACUGGUAUGCUGUUGGAACUGUCUCCUGCGCAGCUAUUGAUGUUACUAGCUUCAGAAGAUGCUCUACGACAAAAAGUAGAGGAAGCUUUCGAAUUAAUCCGUAGUCAUAGUCAGGAGUCAGCUAGGGAGGCGCUACUUGAUCUCGAUGUGUUUAGCUUAAUUGCGCGUUGCGGAGCUAGCAAAAAGAAGAUCGAGAAUAGCAUUCUGGAUGAUACGGAGGACAACGCUCCUCUCUUUUAUUCGCCAGGAAAAAGAGGUUUUUACACUCCGCGACAGGGAAGGGCUAGUUAUGAACGGCUGAAUGCAUUCAGAAACGUGGGCAGACUUAUAGGAUUGUGUCUCUUGCAAAAUGAGUUGUGUCCUAUAUUUUUGAACCGUCACGUAAUAAAAUACAUUCUGGGAAGACCGAUCCGUUUCCACGAUCUUGCAUUUUUUGAUUCUAUAAUUUACGAAAGCUUAAGGCUCCUUGUUAUCAAUUCUGAAACUAAGGAUAGUAACAGUUUGUUCUCUGCUCUCGAUCUUACGUUCAGUAUUGAUUUAUGCCCCGAAGAAGGAGGGGGAUCGAUUGAACUGAUUCCAAACGGCCAUGAUAUAGAGGUGACGGCGAGCAACAUUUAUGAUUACGUACGGAAAUACGCUGAAGUUCGUAUGAUUAAGGUACAAGAGAAAUCUUUGCAUGCUAUGAGAGAAGGGGUAUUCGACGUAUUGCCAGAGGGGGCACUCGACGGCUUAACAUCAGAGGACUUUAGGCUCUUACUGAAUGGAGUCGGUGAUAUCAACGUUUCUGUUCUGAUAUCGUAUACUUCGUUCAAUGACGAGUCAGGGGAGCCUGCCGAAAGAUUAGCUAAAUUCAAGCGAUGGUUAUGGUCUAUCGUUGAGAAAAUGUCGCAUUCAGAACGACAAGACUUGGUAUAUUUCUGGACGGGAUCUCCAGCAUUACCGGCAAGCGAGGAUGGUUUUCAACCAAUGCCGUCUGUGACAUUACGACCAGUAGAUGAUCAUCUACCUACUGCAAAUACAUGUAUUUCCCGACUAUAUGUUCCAUUGUACAGCUCUCGUCACAUAUUAAGACAUAAACUACUACUUGCUAUUAAGACAAAGAACUUC